Molecule: messenger RNA, 2064 nt
Organism: Phytophthora sojae
Lineage: Eukaryota; Oomycota; Peronosporomycetes; Peronosporales; Peronosporaceae
Exons: 11
Coding region: 1-2064 (687 amino acids)
Source: RefSeq, a predicted model, not a curated record
AUGGCGUUCCUCCGGCGCAAGAAGCCCGUGAUCCGCGUGCCCACGGGCAAAGACGCCGUCAACUUCCGUAAGCUUCUGUUCCUGCCCAUCCAGGACACGGAGGAUCUGCUCACGAACCAGGCGUGGGAGCGGCUGGACUUGCGAUGUCUGACGCUCAUGAAGACUAAAAUGCUGCGGGCGUCCUGCAUCGCUCGAGGUUUGCCCAAGAAAGGGGGUAAGCGGACGCUGGUGCAGCGAUUAACCGCCUCUCUGACGGAGCAGCGGACUGCAGAGAUUCGACGGCGACAAGAGGAAGAAGAGGAGUAUCAGCGCCAGUUGGACAUGCUGGGAGGGGUCUGGUCGUUUGGCUCGGGGUUUGCAGGCCAGCUAGGACAUGGGGAUCUGGAGUCGUCAGCCACGCCACAGAUCAUAAAAAAACUCCGUGGGCGCAGCAUUGCCCACGUAUACGCGGGCUUCGACUCGGACGUGGCGUUCGCUGUGAGUCGGAUUGGAGACGUCUACGUGUGGGGCAAGAGGACGGGUCCUACGGGUCUCCCACCGGGAUCUUCAUUGGCAGCGUUAACGAAGCUAACGUAUGCGAGGGCUACUAACCAACAACCGAAGCACGAGCGGACGGAGAAGAAUGGGGAGGAGCGAGAUGAGGGAGAAGACCCAAAUGAAAGCGACGAUGAAGAAGAAGAAGGCGGCGACGAGGACUUCGUGCAUCCGGUUAAGUUGCUCGCUCUCUGUGGCGAGGGAGUCAGCCACAUCGCUGUGGGGCGGGUGCACUGCUGUGCGAAUACCAAGGAUGGAGACGUCUACACGUGGGGGCAGAACGACCACUGCCAGUUGGGCACGGAGCCUGUCCAUAAUCUAUCGGAGGCGCUGUCCAAGAAGGCGCGAGUCCGCUACGGAGUCGACUCGAUCGAGCCUCGACUGUGGGAGCGGACAGUAUCGGAGACUUGUGUCGUUACUGCUGUUGAUGUGGGGACCAACCACACCUUUGCUGUCACCGACAAGGGCGAGAUGCUCGCGUAUGGCGCAACUUACAACACGAACGACCACUCGAGCUUAGCACGGAGUAUUGCGAAACUUCAAAUAUCUUGUGGGGCCAUGCAUGCUGGUCUGGUAACAACGGAUGGACAAGCAUACACGUGGGGAAGCGGUGACGGUGGCCGUCUAGGCCAUGGCGACAAUACGUCCUAUGUCAACCCAAAGCUGGUGGAAGCGCUGAAGACCGACGUCAUUGUAGAGAUCGCGUGUGCGUGCUGGCAUACGGUGGCCGUUGUGCUAAUCCCCCCACUGUUGAAAGGAGGAGUGGUUUACACGUGGGGAAGUGGUCGACUAGGGCAGCUUGCUCAAGGAGGGAAACAAAUCUCCACUCUACCGGGUCUCGUGACCGACUUUUUCACCACUCACGCUCUCAUCAAGAAAGUGUGUGCCGGGAUGUACCACAACGCAGCGCUCUCAGUAGACGACGAGGUCUUUACAUGGGGGAGCAACACCAACGGAUGCCUGGGUAGACCGGAAGAACUCGGAGACCUCGAGGAAAACUUCUGCGCUGUACCCGGUCGAGUUGAAGGCAUGGAGGACUUCGUCGGCCGCCCCUGCUCAAUUGCAUGUGGCCGCGAGUUCACACUAAUCGCCACCAAGCCGUACAUCGGACCGACGCGGGAGGAGGUGGAGCGCAGGAAGCAGGAGAAGAUGGAGCAGUCCGAGAGCAUCGUGCGGCAGACGACCGUCGUCAAGGACGAGAAGCGCGACCAGCUCCAGAGAAUUCGACGGGACAAGCACGCGACCAUAGUGGCGCUGCUCAACGCCAAGUUCCCCAGGUGCUCCAUCUGCACGACGGGCCUCAUCUGUCCAGGAUUCCAGCCGAAUAGCGAGAACCCGACGCUGUGCAGGCACUGCAUGCACGAGAACCGCAAGCACCAGGACCAACGCAGGCCAAACGACAGGACGGUGACAUUGGAUUAUCUCACCCAAGCUGUCGACAAGUUAGGCAUCACCGUCGACUUCAGCGAUAUCCCAGACAUUGAACUGGAGGAGCAACUUGAAUUUGAACUGGAGGAGGACGAGGAGUAA